Plectropomus leopardus (leopard coralgrouper) is the source of this 1813-nucleotide messenger RNA. RefSeq names its product NOVA alternative splicing regulator 1 (gene nova1). NCBI's taxonomy places the organism in Eukaryota, Metazoa, Chordata, Actinopteri, Perciformes, Serranidae. Gene Ontology annotation, molecular function: RNA binding. The record is from RefSeq and is a predicted model, not a curated record.
GUGAUGCGGCAGGGAAGACCCCCCCCCUUCAAACCGAUGCAGGCUUGAACAAUGCGUGCCGUCUUUCACUGAAAACACUGAGAGCCUGCAUUAGCAUUUUCUCAGACAAUUGAGGCUCUGGCCAGCUGCAGGCAUGGCUCGGAUGCUGCGGUGAAAUCUCUUUUUCUGCACCCACUGAUGAAUUAGACCUCGGUGAAAAAGUCGACUGGCCGCAUUCCUCAACACUACCAUUGCACCUAUGCCUAGGCUAAUGUUCAGAUCCCCUUUAGAGAUUGUGCCCCGGCAUUGAUGGCGAUCUGACGGAGGACUUGAGCAGCAGCAGAUCUCAGAAUGGAGGAGGGUGAGUACUUCCUGAAGGUGCUGAUCCCCAGCUAUGCAGCCGGCUCUAUAAUUGGCAAGGGCGGCCAGACCAUCGUACAACUGCAGAAAGAGACGGGUGCCACCAUUAAGCUGUCCAAAUCCAAAGACUUCUACCCAGGAACAACAGAACGUGUCUGUCUGAUACAAGGUACAGUCGAAGCCCUCAAUGGUGUCCACAACUUUAUCGCGGAGAAAGUCCGCGAGAUGCCCCAGAGCGCUCAGAAACCUGAACCAGUCAGCAUAUUGCAGCCACAGACCACCGUCAACCCCGACCGUGUCAAACAGGCCAAACUGAUCGUGCCCAACAGCACAGCUGGGCUCAUCAUUGGCAAGGGCGGAGCCACAGUAAAAGCAGUGAUGGAGCAGUCAGGGGCCUGGGUGCAGCUCUCCCAGAAGCCAGAGGGCAUCAACCUGCAGGAGCGUGUGGUCACCAUCAGUGGGGAGCCGGAGCAGAACCGCAAGGCUGUGGAGAUCAUAGUGCAGAAGAUACAGGAGGACCCUCAGAGCAGCAGCUGCCUCAACAUCAGCUAUUCCAACGUCUCGGGGCCGGUGGCCAACUCCAAUCCCACCGGCUCCCCCUACGCUAACACGGCCGAGGUGCUGCCUAACGCAGCCGCAGCUGCUGCCACUGCCUCCAGCCUUCUGGGCCAGGCCGGCUUGACAGGAAUGGGCGCCUUCCCUGCCGCCAUGUCCAGCUUCUCUGGCAACGACUUGCUGGCCAUCACCUCAGCUCUCAACACGCUGGCCAGCUACGGCUACAACACUAACACCCUGGGUCUGGGCCUCAACCCUGCAGCUGCCUCUGGGGUCCUUGCUGCAGUAGCAGCUAGCGCUAACCCGGCUGCUGCUGCUGCAGCUAACCUGCUGGCCUCGUACGCCAGCGACGCCUCCGGCAGUGCUGGCCACCCUGCCACAGGCCUCGGGGGGUUCUCUCUGGGUUCUCUAGCAGCUGCUACAGGGGCUUCCAAUGGUUACCUAAAUGCUUCAUCCCCACUGAUGGCCUCUUCCCUACUGGCAACAGAGAAGCUGGCGGAUGGGGCCAAGGACGUUGUUGAAAUUGCUGUCCCCGAGAAUCUGGUUGGUGCCAUUUUGGGGAAAGGAGGGAAAACGCUGGUAGAGUACCAGGAGCUAACAGGGGCCCGCAUCCAGAUCUCCAAAAAGGGAGAGUUCAUUCCUGGUACUCGGAACCGUAAAGUUACCAUAACAGGGUCGCCAGCCGCUACGCAAGCAGCGCAGUAUCUGAUCAGCCAGCGGAUCACGUACGAGCAGGGCGUGCGCGCUACCAACCCACAGAAAGUGGGCUAAAAGGAAAAAGAAGAGGAAAGAAGGAAAGGAUGAAGACAGAGAUAGAAGGGAAUUGAGAGGGUCACGAUGAAUAGAAAAAAGAAACGUCCAAAUAUCUGUUCAAUAUUUCAGUAUCAAAUGAGAGAAUCACAAAGGAGGAGGUGGGGGA